AGAUCCAAGAGCAACAACAUCAACAACACUUAGCGCCCGGCCAAUCCUGUAAUCCUUACCACUGGAUCACUUGGCCACGCCAAUCUUUCUAGGGAUGUGCUCUAGACACGCGACGCAGUCCUCAACGCCAGCGACAUCACUCGGACCAUUUCGAAAUGAGCCAGUCUGCUGAACAUGCCUCUUGUGCUGCGACGCAGGGGGUCCUGCCCAGCGAUGCAGAGCAAGCAACCCAACAGCCCGUUACUUUAAACGCUUCGCACGACGUUUCCGACAAGACCAGUUCAGAUUCCGCCAAUGCAGCAGCUCCGCUCGAACUCGACGGCGACAGUCAUGUUGCGACCAAGGGCGCAGCCGCCGGCAGCCAACCCGACGAUCUCACCACAAAAUUGCUGGACUUUCUGGCAACCGCGACACCGGAAAUGCUCGGCGGCGUCGCAGUCGGAUGCGCUGCCUUGACGUAUCUAGUACUCGGCCAAGUCGGGCUGCUGUUGGUAGGGGCUUUUGGUGGGAUAGCGGCGUUUGCAACAUUAGAGCGAAACAAUCCGGAACUAUCACGAGCCGUCCGGGGACAAAAGGGACACGACUUUUUGGAGACGUUGCUUGAGACAGCCAAGGCAAAAGUGUCCAAGGACAGUGUUGCUGAAGAAGCAAACGACGACAGCUCGACACUCCGCUCCUUCGAUGACUUCCAGCCCGAAACACGAGACGCGCUCAACGAGUUUGUGGACGCCACCGUCCGCGACUAUGUCAACUGGUGGUACCACCCCAUAGUGCCCUCGGAUAAGUCCUUCGCGCUUUCGUGCCGAAAGACGAUGACUUCGUAUAUCCUCGCCAUGUCGAACCAGCUGGGUCGAAAGCGACCCGCCGACUCCUUUGUCGACUUCCUCACACACUCGUGCUCAAUUAUAAUCGUCUUUUUUUCGGAGAUGGCCAAUGCCUACAACGAGCUCUCAGUCGACAGCAAUGCAAGUGCGACUGAUGCUAUCUACAAUUACCUGUCUACCAACACAGAUUCGCCGUUGUCCAACCUCCUGAACCAGAAACAGCAAGCUGCGAAAUUCAAGAUGGUGGCAGAAGAUCUGUUGACUUUCCUUGACAAACAGUCGUACGAUUGCGAAAUGGUACGCGUGUUCAUGCGGGAGAUCAUGGCGACCAUUGCGCUAGAAGGGACUCUCCAGACUUGCUCAAAAGCCGAGUGGAUCAACGCCUGGAUCGUCUACCUCUUGGAGUCCGGUGAGACUGAUCUGUCUCAGGCGAUCGACGAAGCUAUCGAGCAGAAAGCCUUUGGCGAUAUCGAUGGCAACGUUGGCAAUAUUGGGUUGUCCAAGGGCAACCGCAAUUCUUAUGAUAUGGAUCGAGCACGUCGGAAAGAACAGACACACAAGAAGAAACUGUCCAAAGCAGACGAGGAGAUGGAGCGAGCCAUGGAGGAGAUGAAGCGAUUAAACCAGAUGAUCGCCGAUGCCGACCAGACCAAAAAUGGCGACACGCCAAAGUCGAGUAGCGAAGCACCUUCGGCCAUGGAUGAUGUGCCGCCACUCAUGCCUCCGCGCCCUUCGGUUGAAGGAGGGAUGAUUUCGCCCCGAGAAUCGCAAGAUCAUUCAGUGUCGUCAAGGAACAGUGGCAUCAGUACGAUUGGCCAUAGUCAAGGCUUCAACGAUGCAGCAAGUCUGCCGAGCCAGCAAUCUCAAGAAAUGGAAAUGGCAGAAAGCCCUCCUCCACCACACCAGGCGUUCACGAGUUUUGACCAAUUCGUCCCACCUGCUCAAGAGGAGCCAAUGGAGGGCGAGGCCCGGAAGCCGAUUGCGCCGCUCACCUUGCACAAUGCCAGCAUCACUAUUCACGACGAUAUUGGCAACGAGAAGGGUCAACUUCGGUCAAAGCCGACUUGGGAGUAUCUCAUUCAGAUCGAGCCUGCCUCAAAUCAGCAUUCUGGGUGGAUGAUCAUGAAGACAUAUGCACAGUUUGAGGCCCUGCAUGAGAGCCUGCGACGGAUUGCCGCAAUCUCCGGGUCUGCAGCCUUUCUGGAGGCGCAUAGCACGUUGCCAAGUUGGAAGGUACACACCAGAUCGUCCCUUCGCGGAGAGAUUGAGCGCUAUCUCAGCAUGGCAUGUGUCGAGAAGCCCUUAGCCGAGUCAGAAGCUCUCAAGCGCUUUCUCGAAAAGGGCCAGACUGGUCGGAUGCCAGCUAACAGGGGCUUCUCUUUUGAAUCAGUGGGCAAGGGGAUGCUCGACGUCCUCCAGAACGCACCCAAAGGUGCUCUUGAUUCAGGCAAAGUCGUGGUUGGGGGAGUCACAGGUGUCUUCGGCAACAUCGGUCUCGGGCCGCGACGGUCCACCAACUCGUCUAACAAGACACUUCAAGAACCAGUCGCACCAAGCCCACCACGAAGUGUCAGUCCACGUCCACUUUCGUUGCCGGUCCUCCCACGGAUGGAGAGCGGGCCUCCUGCAGCGAACGGAACGGUCAGGGCGCGAGACAGCAUCGACAGCCAGCAUUCGGUCAUAUCAGUACAGCCGGGCAAGAUGGCUCCCAUGGAGAGGCGCCCGAGCACUCAGGUCGAUUUGGACACCGACGUCACUCAACAUAUGCGGGCGGAUCGCUGGGACAUGAAGUCACCCAGCACGAGCAGCAGCAGAGUCCACAGCCGUGCCUCCAGUAUGGCCGCGCGGAGGUCGCCAUUGAGGUCUCCAUCUGAGACCAGUCUUGCGAACCUUAGGCUACCGCCUCUGCCGACAGAAAUGUCCGACGAUUAUGAUUCGCCGAUCACAAUGCGCCAUAGCUUGGAUGGCUCACGGCUGUUAUCUCCAAGGACGCUGAGCAACAGUCCGAGCCAUACUUCGCUCCACCGCGUGUCGGCUUCUGUGCAGGAAGAUAAGCCGCCGCUACCUUCAAGGACGCAGAAGCGCAUUCCCAAGCAGCACGUCCCACUCACAGAAGCUGAAACCCGCGUGGCGGUCGAGCUGCUUUUCGCCGUCAUUAACGAGCUCUACACACUCUCAUCGGCAUGGAACAUCCGCCGGACGCUGCUGACGGCCGCCAAGUCUUUUCUGUUACGACCAGGCAACCCAUCGAUGAAUUCCAUCCAAACGCUCAUUCAGCACUCUCUGAUUGACACAAACACCACGGAUGAUGGCAUCGCGGCACACAUACGCAAGCUUCGCGAAAACACCUUGCCAACAGAGGAAGAGCGCGCAGCAUGGCCAGCCGAGAUGACGGCUGAGGAGAAGGAAGAACUCCGAGUCAAGGCCAGAAGACUUUUCAUUCAGAGCAGUGUACCUGGUGCGCUGAUGGGCAUCAUGGGCCAAUCAGCGACGAGCGCCGCUCUUGGGCGUGUGUUCGAUUGCCUGCAGAUCGAAGAGGUUGCACGUGGCCUGUUCUUUGGCUUGAUGCUGCAAGCUGUUCGUGUCAUUACACACUAAUGAGUACAGAAGAGUGCUGGCAGGUCCAGCAGGCAGCGAUGCUAAAACGACUGAUAGAAAAAUAAUGAAUGACGCCUGGAGACCACAGAGGCUCUGCGUACGACUAGCAUAUGUGCAAUAAUAUAGCCCUGUUACCGUUCUCGAUGAAGCUCGUGUAUUCCAAAGCCUCUUCAAAGUAGGGACAAUGCUCUCUGGGCG
Microdochium trichocladiopsis is the source of this 3620-nucleotide messenger RNA. RefSeq names its product PXA domain-containing protein. Gene Ontology annotation, molecular function: phosphatidylinositol binding. Gene Ontology annotation, cellular component: intracellular membrane-bounded organelle. The record is from RefSeq and is a predicted model, not a curated record. The transcript has a single exon. NCBI's taxonomy places the organism in Eukaryota, Fungi, Ascomycota, Sordariomycetes, Xylariales, Microdochiaceae. The coding region runs from base 156 to 3422 and encodes 1088 amino acids.